Molecule: messenger RNA, 374 nt
Organism: Plutella xylostella (diamondback moth)
Lineage: Eukaryota; Metazoa; Arthropoda; Insecta; Lepidoptera; Plutellidae
Source: RefSeq, a predicted model, not a curated record
AAGUGUGGGGUACAGAAAAAGCUGAGAAGAAAUACAUUAAAAUUGUCAAGAUGGACUCCGAUAAAGUCAAGCCGAUGUCUGCUGAGCAUGUGCCGCACAAGGUGAAGAUGGACUCCGACAAAGUCAAGCCGAUGUCUGCUGAGCAUGUGCCGCACAAUGUGAAUGCACUGCCAAUUCUGCACAUUUCGACGGAUGCACUAAAUAACAACGGUGAAGAGUGGAAGAAAUGGUGGCAGCAAUACGAGUUAUACUUGUUAGCAUCAGGGCUGGAUGCCACGUCAGAAAAAAGGAAAAUUGCCAUCAUGCUGCAUUCUAUGGGGGGCAAAGGGUCUUGGAUGUCUUCCGCCUGUCGUUCAUCUCAACCCCACACCUGA